Messenger RNA from Anopheles arabiensis, 1002 nucleotides. Its product is annotated as distal membrane-arm assembly complex protein 2. The transcript is spliced from 2 exons. The coding region runs from base 109 to 945 and encodes 278 amino acids. The record is from RefSeq and is a predicted model, not a curated record. NCBI's taxonomy places the organism in Eukaryota, Metazoa, Arthropoda, Insecta, Diptera, Culicidae.
UAAACAAAAGCACUUCGAUCCACCGGCAGCCAAGCUGCUCCUGUGGGUUUUUGUGCCGUCGACAGGAUAAUAAUUUAAUUAAUCUUUACCAUUAACAAGUUGGAAACAAUGUACAAGCUAGUCAGAAGCACCACCACCCGACUGUCCACCCUGAACCGGGCCAGCGUUCACAGAGGCCCCACAAACGAUGUGCCUCCGGCCAUCGGCCCCACUCCCGAUCUCGAUCCGGAAAUCAGCAAAAAGAUACAGGAAGACAAAAAGCGUCUCCAGUGGCGCACACCGUACUCUGAUCGGCCGGACAGCUUCUACAGCGCGUUCAAACUGUUCGCGUCGGAAAACCGUAACUCUGAGCUGGUGGAAAAGAUGCAACAACCGAUCGACCUCUCGCCGUCGGCCAUCCUGGAAUGGUGGCAGAAGCGUCGCACCACCAUCGAGGCGCACAUGCAAAAGUUUAUCCCGGAGCGGCAUGCCACCCUCGGGGACGACAUUGCCACGGCACAUUUUAUCGUGCAUCGGGGCGGAUCCGUGCGAUUCCGCGGAAGUGACAAAUGGAUUCAGAAAGACGAAGACGACGAGUACGACUUACCGCGGCACCACAUCCCGGGCAUGGUGCUGGAGGAGGUACGCUGCGACGGCAUGACGCUCUUCUACGAAGGCAUGGAAAACAUCCAAAAGCUGCUCCGGCUGAAGCAUCUGUCGUUCGAGAAGGUGGCACGGUUUGAUGAUUGGUAUCUGGAUCGGAUCUCCGGCAACGUGCUGCCCUCGCUGGAGCGGCUGAACUUGCGCGGGACGGCCGUUACCCACCGGGGGCUGAAUUGUUUGUACCGUUUGCCCUGCUUGAAGGUGCUGCUGGUCGACGAUCCGGAAAAGGACAUACACUGGAAGCUGACGGUGGCCAUGCUAGAGGAAUGGAAUCCUAAUCUGCGUGUCGUGGCGAGUGAUUGAAUAGGGGCAGGAAAAUCAAAAUUUUCCCCCGAAUAAAAUGACCAUAGCUAGCUGAAA